Molecule: messenger RNA, 3947 nt
Organism: Stegostoma tigrinum
Lineage: Eukaryota; Metazoa; Chordata; Chondrichthyes; Orectolobiformes; Stegostomatidae
Product: beta-1,4-mannosyl-glycoprotein 4-beta-N-acetylglucosaminyltransferase-like
Exons: 3
Coding region: 219-1736 (505 amino acids)
Biological process (GO): N-acetylglucosamine metabolic process; protein N-linked glycosylation
Cellular component (GO): membrane
Molecular function (GO): beta-1,4-mannosylglycoprotein 4-beta-N-acetylglucosaminyltransferase activity
Source: RefSeq, a predicted model, not a curated record
GCGUGUUAGUGACAGAAUUCCCUCCCGGGGGAAGAAGAGGGAGAGGAAACAAUGGCUGGGAGACAGAGGUGCCCCCGCCCAGCCUCACAGAAACACUGCUGUGCCUGGUGGAUGUAGUCAACCUGUAGAUGUGAUCAUUCAGACAUACUGCAGGCCAUUCAAACUGGGACUGAGCUCCCCUAUCAUACCUCUGCUUUUCAAAACAAGACUCCUCGUAAAUGAUGAAGAUGCGCCGACGCCGUGUGGUUCUGGUUCUGUGUAUGGCAGGACUAUGUCUUAUUUCUUUCAUGCACUUCCUCAAAGCCCUGUCCUACAUCACAUUUUCCCAUGAGCUGUCUGCCUUCAGCCCUUCACUCCGGUCCAUCUUCGUCAACUCUCAGUUCUUCUGGAAACCGAAUACUGCGGUGAAUGUAAAUACUAGCCCUGGGCUACCCAUCACUGUGAAAGCUCAGAAUGGAGCCCGCCCACCAUUACACAGAGCCCUGUUUGAACUGAAAGAUGAUGAGACAAAGUACUUCGUACAAACCAAAGCAGGAGCCAUUUGUUUUAAGCAAGGCACCAAGAUGGCGGCAGCAUCCGUGGACGGUGCAGUUGACUGGGACCACAAUGCAAUGGACAAGCAGUUGGCACAGAAGGCAAACAGGGGUUUUAGUGGCAGGCCUAGGCGCAGGUGGGUGGGAUGCCCUUGUCUCCCAGGCUGGCAUGGGCCCUAUUGUGGGGUGCCCACCAUGGUCCAGUAUUCCAAUCUGCCAACAAAAGAGCGUCUGAGCCCACGACCGAUGCCUCGCAGGGUGAUCAAUGCCGUUAACAUCAACCAUGAGUUUGAUCUGUUGGAUGUCCGGUUUCACGAGUUGGGCGAUGUGGUUGAUAUCUUCAUAAUCUGUGAGUCCAACUUUACUGCCUUUGGGGAGCCCAAGCCCCUGAAAUUCAUAGAGAUGCUGCAAAAUGGGACGUACAGUUACAUGGGCAACAAGAUCCUAUACGUGUUCCUGGACCAUUUUCCCAGUGGAGGGAGGCAGGAUGGCUGGAUCGCUGAUGAUUACUUAAGGACCUUCCUGACCCAGAAUGGUAUGAGUCGGAUUAUCAAUUUACGGGAUGAUGAUAUCUUCCUCAUAAAUGAUGCUGAUGAGAUUCCAGCUCACGAUGGUGUGCUGUUCCUCAAACUCUUUGAUGGUUGGACUGAACCCUUUGCCUUCCAUCUGCGGAAGUCACUGUAUGGUUUUUUCUGGAAGCAGCCAGGGAGCCUGGAAGUGAUAUCAGGUUGUACUGUGGCCAUGCUCUUCAUGGUUUACAAUGGAGAUGGGAUUAAAUUGCGGCGGCGGGAAUACUAUUUGAUGCCAAACUUCCGGCUGUAUGAGAACAGCACUGGACAUAUCCUGGUGCCCUGGGCAGUAGGUAGUCCCCUUCACUUUGCAGGCUGGCACUGUUCCUGGUGCUUCAAACCUGAAGGUAUCCGCUACAAGCUGCUGUCUGCACAGAACGGAGACUUCCCCCGCUGGGGGAAUUACCAAGAGAAAAGAGAUCUGAACUACAUUCGAGAGUUGAUUCAGACAGGUGGCUGGUUUGAUGGCACUGAGCAAGAUUACCCUCCUGCAGACCCCAAAGAACACAUGUACGCUCCAAAGUACCUGCUGCAAAACUUUGACAAGUAUCGAUACAUCUUGGAGAAUCCAUACAGGAAGGACAACUGGGACCAGGAAGCUGCAAUGUACAAUCAGACUGGGAAGAUUACAUAGUGACCACUGGCAGUGAUCCCCACCUGCCCAGCAGAGGGGCUGAGUGACUGCGUGCAGCAUCUACUGUCUGGGAUUUUGCCACUACUGGAACUCCUUGUGCUGUGUUUCUGACUCAGUUAGCUAUGACACCAGCACCCCUUUCCUCACCACAUUUGCCAUCUUGAUUUUCUUUUCUUGCGAAAUUUUCAGCUUGGGGCAAAAAUGGUUUCUAUUCAGAUUCUGAUUUUAAGAUUUCUUUCGAGUACUAAACUCACUUCUAUUCUCUUCCCUGCCUCCUAAGGAGUUGUGAGAAAUGAAGUGCAGUGCACUGUGACAGGGCAGCGUGAAUCCCAACUGUCCAUUGCUGGUUGAAGACCAGUGACAGUCUGCGGGUUUGGAUAGACUGAGCUGCGCCUUGGCUCCUGUGUCAUGUGAAGGAGUCGAAUGUAUGUUUUUGUUGUAAAUACAAUUGCUGCUGGGUUAGAGAGGGGUAUGAAAUAUUCACUGGUGAUGGGAAGGACUACGCCAUGGCCUGUUCCUGCUGAAACCAGCUGUCUAACCCAAGUGUAAGAGCUCUUGGCCACAAAACUACUGAAGUGUGCUCCUACAUAGGGAAAUGGGAGGACAGAGUGGUGCAUUCAUGUGCCUGCUGCCCUUGGCCUGGCCCUGCCUCUGCCCCUGCCCUCCCCAGGUAGAAUUCCAUUUGUGAUCUGCCCAGUAUAAAGUUAGUGAGUGAUCUCUUGGUAUCUAAAAGCUCCCUUGGUCUUGUUGGAGAGAUGAGAGCGUUUUAGCCAGGAGCUACUUUGGGACAGGCCAGAGCUACUUCCAAAUCGCAACCACAUCUUGCUCUUGGCCAAUCACAAGGAAGGAUGAUGAGGCCCACAGUGCCAUGUGCUGUACUUGCAGCUGUUACCAAAUCCCAGCUUCCUCAGUCAGUCUCCCUGCAGCACCAGUGAUGAGCUACCAAGUGACUGUAUCUCACUGGUCAGCACAUUAUCAAGACCAUGGUGAGUAGGGCAUAUACAGGUAAUAGUCCAGGAACAUGGAUGUGCAGCACUGGAGUCAGGAUAGGAGCUACACCCUGGGCCAAGGUGUUGUCUCCAGAGGAAGUCAUCCUCCUCCCAACAGGAGGAAGUUGAACAAAUCUGGAGACUCCCUUUUCUUUUGUUAAUUACUUAAAGGAUCAAAUUCUGCUCACCUGGUGCGCCCUAGAGGUAUACAGCUAGUCUGCAAAUAUUCACGUGCUGAGACCUUUGGAUUUCUGGAAUUUGUCUGUUGCGUUUGUUUUGAAGUGUUGUACACUGCAGCUGAUUUUUGCUCUGUUUUGAAUGGGGAGGUGUUCUGAAAGGGUUUUUUUUCCCAGCUGCUUUUCUGUGUAAAAUCUUGGAAAUUGAAGUUUGUGAAACUUUUUUUUAAAACUGUUUUGUUUGGGAAUUAACCACUGGCAUUCAAUUCACAGACAAUGCAUAUACUUCUCUGGUUUGUCCAUUGCUCCUGCACUGAAGGAACUAACCACUGGCCUGCCCUCCCUCCCAUCCCUGCAAUGCAACUCCUGGCACAGGCUGCACCACUUGGCCCAUGUUCUCCAGCUCAAUAUGCUGGAGGGGAAGAAGAGAAUGGAAUCUGACCAAGUUGUCAGUCUUUGCUCUCUCACACCCUCUUGUCAGUCGUGGUCUAAAACUUGCUGCAAAGCUGUGUUGGCAGGGUGUGGAGGAAGGCCUGCAAUAUAAAAGGGAUGGGGAUUGCACUGAUCUCAGUUGAGAGCUUCACUCCCUGAGCUGCUUCUGAAGCUUUACCUUGUGCCAUUCUAAGUUUGCUGAAUCAGACUGUCAGAUAAUGGUAGGUCUGUGGGUGGUCCCAUUUUGUGUAGCCUUGGUUUCUGAAGUAGCUAGCAGCUUGAAAUCAAAAUCCAUCCCCUGUUAUACUGAAUAGGAAAACUGGCCUAGACAUUGGAUUGUGACUCUGUAAAUGUCCACCCUCUGUCCUGAGAGCACUGCCACCUACCUGGCCCUCCCAGAUGCCCUCCAGACCUUCCAGAUGCCUGUAUAUUCUCUCCCUACACCCAGUCACCAGCCCAGGCAAUCUCUCCCACUUGAGGACAGGUGCAAAGGAGGCCUUUGUGGGUGCAGAAUGUGGGCUCUUGCUGAAUAGACUAAAUCUUCACUGUACCUUUAAUAAAAUAAAAAUGCUUUAAGCACUUAUCAAUACGUUUAAUUAAAAUGUGUGUAGCAA